CCACUACGGAAUUAAGGGACUUUUUUGCCAAAGCCCGAAACGGUUCAGUUCGGCUCAUCAAGGUCAUCAUUGAGGACGAACAGCUUGUGCUGGGAGCCCACAAAGAGCUGUCCCGGCGCUGGGACGCCGACUACGAUGCCUUCGUGCUGCCCUUGCUGGACGAGCAGCAGCCGUGCUACGUGCUGUACCGCCUGGACAGCCAGAACGCCCAGGGCUACGAGUGGCUCUUCAUCUCCUGGUCCCCCGACAGCUCCCCG
Fulmarus glacialis (Northern fulmar) is the source of this 257-nucleotide messenger RNA. RefSeq names its product twinfilin-2-like. Gene Ontology annotation, cellular component: cytoplasm; actin filament; myofibril. Gene Ontology annotation, molecular function: actin monomer binding; actin filament binding. Lineage: Eukaryota; Metazoa; Chordata; Aves; Procellariiformes; Procellariidae. The record is from RefSeq and is a predicted model, not a curated record. The transcript has 2 exons. Gene Ontology annotation, biological process: regulation of lamellipodium assembly; barbed-end actin filament capping; actin filament depolymerization. The annotation marks the transcript as partial.